AUGGAGAGCCAUGGCCUCAAUGUGGUCAUCCCACCUGGGACCCUGGACAAGGUGGUGCUCACCUCUGCAGCCGACCUUGACAAUAAGACGCUGAAGGGACAGUUGAAUGACUGGCUGAAGACGGUGCUGGACAAGAUGGACGGUGUGGCCCAAACAGCCCAAUCGGAGGUUCAGAAGGCUUGCACGGACCUGCUGGAGAAGCAGCAGCAUGCUUUUAGCGAGGUGAAUCACUUGAAGGUCGAGGUUCUGGGCACUGUGUCUGCACGAGCAACCGACCAUGAGAACGAGAUGAGGGAAAUCAAGAAGGCCAUGGAUGGCUUGGCUUGCAAGGCCGACGUGAAGAGCAUCACGGACAAGGUUUCGGAAAUCAUGACUUCGCUUGCCAAGCAGGCGGACUUGCUGCUGGAAUGGCAACAGCCACUGCUGCAGGCGCUUGGCACGAACCAAGCCGAACUGACAGCACAACUGGCUGGUUUGUCUGCCAGUCAGAGCCACCUCUGGGAGAAGAUGACGUCGCAGCUGGGUAGACAUUCUGCGCAUUCCGGUGAACUGGAGACUAGGAUCGCAAGAAACCAUGAGGACCUGACUUCCCGACUGGAACAGCAUGCCGACUCCUUCACACAGCUCAAGCAGCAACGUGACCAGCUGUUGCACGAACAGCAGCGGCAGCUUGAUCAUGUUUUGAGCGCGCUUGCGGACCGGAACCAGAAGCUGCUGUCUCAGCUGACAGUGCAGUUGGAGACCGUGUCGACGGAGCAGAAGGAGCUCAGCGCCGAUUCGCUGAAGCAGCUCAUGCAGCAGCUCGACCUCCUGCUGCAACAGUUCGAUCCUCUGACAGAGGUUACACAGCAUUGUGAUCAGCUACUGCGGGAACAGCGACAGCAGCUGAAUCCCGCGAUGCGCAGCGUUCAGGAUCAGAGCCAAGAGCUGCUGGCGCAGCUGACAACGGGCUUGGAGGGUCUAUCUGCAAGCACUGCAAGCACCCAGCAGCUCAGUGUCGACUCGUUGAAGGAGCUCAAGCAGCGCUGCGACCAACUACAGCAGGAACAGCAGCAGCAUCUCGUGCCCCUCACGCAGUUCACGCAGAACUGUGGCAAGUUGCUGCAGGAGCAAGGACAACUGCUCCAGCCCCUUAUGCAGCUCACUCAAAACUGCGACCAGGUGCUGCAGCAACAGCAACAUCAGCUCGACAACCUCCUCAGUACAGUUCAGGAUCAUCGCCAAGAGCUGUUGACUCAAGUUGGCUCACACCUGGACAAGUUGGACAACCUGUCUGCCGAAAGCAAAGAGCUCAGUGCCAACUCAGUAGCAGAGCUGAAACAGCACCACGGCCAACUGCUGCAGGAACAGCAGCAACGGCUCGAUCCUCUGUUAAACAGUCUUCAGGACCAGCUGUUGAGCCAACUGGCAGUGCAGCUAGAAAGCUUGUCCGCAGAGCAGAAAGAGCUCAGCACUGAUUCGCUCGUACAGCUCAAGCAGCAGUAUGAUCAACUUCGAGAGCAGCAACAGCAGCAGCUGAAUCCUCUCCUGAGCACGCUUCAAGAUCAGAAUCAAGAGCUGCUGUUGCAGUUGGAAACACAGCUGGACGAUCAGCUUGACAGUUUGUCCGCCGAGCAGAAGCGGCUCAGCGCCGAUUCCACGAGGCAGCUCACGAAGCAGUUGGACCAACUUCAAAAGGACCAGCGGAAGCAGCUCGAUCAGCUCUUGAAGCCGGGAGAAAGGAGCCACGAGUUGCUCACCCAGCUCAAGACGUCGCUGGAGGCCUUGUCAAAAGAACAGAAGCAGCUGAGAACUGAAGUGCUGAACCAGCCCACGAUGCCUUCCGUGCCAGUGCCUGUGCAGCAGACCGACCCCGGACUGCGUCUGCAACUUGAUCCCGUUAGCAAGCUGCAGGAUCAGCUUGCUGCAUUGUCCGGUCGUGCGCAGCUCAUGUCGCAGACGCCAGAGAGAAUCCCCACACCGCCACAGACGCCAAGCCCACGCAGGCUGGCGAUGACACAGAGCCCUCAGCAGCAGUCGCCAACGAAGAUGCUGCAAGACUAUCAGGACAUGGUGCUGCUCAAAAGACAUGAGGUGGCACAUGCUAAGUCUGACCAGUCUGACCUGGUGAUAGUCCGGAGGAUUUCAUCGUACUACCUGCACGUGAUGAAGUCAGCAUAG
Messenger RNA from Symbiodinium sp. CCMP2592, 2160 nucleotides. NCBI's taxonomy places the organism in Eukaryota, Dinophyceae, Suessiales, Symbiodiniaceae. The record is from the annotation of a GenBank genome assembly.